AUGAAAGGAGUGACCCGUUUCGGGAAGAGAGGUAAGCUGAACCCUCGAUACAUCGGACCCUACGAGAUAUUGGAUCGAGUUGGCCCUUUAGCAUAUCGCUUAGCAUUGCGGCCAUGUUUGUCUGGAGUGCACAAUGUCUUCCAUGUAUCGGCAUUACGAAAAUAUGUCGCAGACCCCUCACACGUGUUGGAGGCUGAAACGAUUCCCUUACGGGAAAAUUUGUCAUACGAGGAGGGACCCAUGAAGAUCAUUGAUAAGAAAGAGAACGAAUUACGCCGGAGACGGAUCCCAAUGGUCAAAGUGAUGUGGAGUAACCACCAAUCGCUAGAGGAAGCUUCAUGGGAACUAGAAGAGACUAUGCGUGACAAAUACUCGUAUUUGUUUGCGUAG
Messenger RNA from Alnus glutinosa, 390 nucleotides. RefSeq lists its product as uncharacterized. Lineage: Eukaryota; Viridiplantae; Streptophyta; Magnoliopsida; Fagales; Betulaceae. The coding region runs from base 1 to 390 and encodes 129 amino acids. The transcript has a single exon. The record is from RefSeq and is a predicted model, not a curated record.